AUUUCCUGACUACGGUUUCCAAAUGCGAAAAGAUCUCGGAAAGGGACUUUUUUCAAGCUUGCUCCGUCCGAGGAAAAUAAUGAAUGCAGCUUAUUUUUUAAGCAAUACGGAUUCUCUCUUGACUUAAAUAUGUAUUUUAAGACGUGCCCUAUUUAACGUUGGUGCUGCAUUAGUGUCCGUGUCUCUCCCUAUGCACCAUUUUUCUAGGAUUCACACCCUCCAUCUUCUCUCAUCCCUGGUGAUUCAACGCGUUAUGUUGUGAUACUGGAACAUCAGUGAGCCAGUGUCUGGGAGAGUGGGAUAGAGCAGGAACCACAGACAGGAACCACACUCUUAUUCCUGAGGCUCUGAGGUCUCUGGCCCCUUAGGGCACACAAUAGACAGCGAGCAGCUCUGAGAUGUACAUGGUACCUUCAGGCAUUUGGAAAUUGCUCCCAAGGAUGAACCAGACUUGUGGAGCUCCCCCAAAAAUUUCUGAGGUUUUGGCUGAUUUCUUUUGAUUUUCCCAUGAUGUCCAGCAAAGAGGCACUGAGUUUGAAGGUAAAUUGCAGAGCGGGGCUGAACGGCAUCAUUACUGACCUUUCUGCACAUUGUUUAGCCAGCCUCACCGGUAUACGAGGAGGCAUAAAAAGUUAUGUGGUGAUGGAGUCUGAGGAGCCAGAGCUGAGGGAGUGUGAUGAAGCCUUUGAGUCAGAUGAAGGCAAUGUAGAGUCUUACCUGGAAGAGCCAGAGAGCAGCAGGGAGCUCCUGGAGAGGCUCAAGGAGCUGGAGGCUGAGAAUUCAGCCCUGGCCCUUGCGAAUGAAAGCCAGAGAGAAGCCUAUGAAAGGUGUCUGGAUGAGGUGGCCAAUCAUGUGGUACAGGCCCUUCUGAAUCAAAAGGACCUGCGGGAGGAGUGUAUUAAGCUGAAGAUGCGUGUGUUUGACCUGGAGAGACAGAACAAAACCCUGACUGAGCUCUUUGCCCAGAAACUACACCCCCAGGCCAGCCAUCUGCAACAGUUGCAGUUGGUGUCUGUCACCGAGCCCAGCACCGAGCCCAGCACCAAGCCCAGCACCGAGCCCAGCACAGAGCCCCUGAUCAUGGACAGUGACAAAUUGCUGGUGUCCAAAAACCAGGGGGAACUCAAGAGCAAUGGGAACCGCACACAGAACGGGUCAGCCGCAUCGGCCCGGGCCCCUGCCACCUCCAUGGAGGCCCUGUCUCCGUUUUUCAAGAAGAAAGCACACAUCCUAGAGGUCCUGCGGAAGCUGGAGGAGUCAGACCCACUCAAGUUCCACCCCUCCUCCUGCCUGUCCCCCCACCAUGACCUAGGCCAGGCGCCGGUCUCCAUGGAGAGAGACCAGAUAUCCCUGAUGUCCUCUGAGGCAUUACCUGCCCCACAGCGCCCGGUGGCACAACCAUCGUCACGCUGCCACCACUCCAGCUCUGACUCGGACAUUCAAGAUUAUGCCAAUGGAGAAGGGGCUCUCCAGAAGGACCAUGCCCAGCUUCAGCAACAACAACACGGGAGAUGUCAGUCCUGCCACAUACUCUCCCAGAAGAGCAGCCUGGACAGCCUGCUGAAGUGUGCCCAGGGCCACGGUGCCUCACACCAGGCCAGAGUGGAGAUCCUUAACAGGCAGGCCAGUGCAGAGGACCAGGGGGCAUCGGCACAGAGCACAACCCCUCCCCAAGCAGCGGCUUUUUCCCAUCUCCUCUCUGCUGACAGCACAAACCAGUGCUACAUGCGCAAAACAGCUUUGGACUUUCUAGAGCGCACUCCAGAAGGUCUGGGUACUUCUGAUCCUUUCCUCUCCUUGCUAAUCCAAGCCAACUUCAACGGGAUGCUAGGGCAGGAGCCCAGGAAGUUACAAAAACACACAGACAAGCAUCCAUCCGGCAAACCGCCGCCUCAGGCAGAGGUACAGCCCUCUCACGGUGAGGAUAUAAAGCACAUAAAGGCUGUCAUGGCAACGUCGCAGAGCCAGAACGAGGACAGUCUGGAAAAGUGCUGCUACCUGGAAGUAGAGGCAGCGGCACACAAUGUGAACAACCGCCUGCACUCUUCUACCUCACACACAGACCAUGUUGAGACGGAACCAGGAUAUCCCAAGGAGCAGGAAGUGAGUGAUCAGAUCUGCAACGGGCUCUACUUCUCCAAUGAAACGUCUGUCUCCAAGAAGGUGGCGGUGGAAUCUUACUCUCCAGCCCCAGUGCCUGACAGGAACAGCUCAGCUCAGGUCCUGAAUCCCUCUGGGAAGAGCAAGCUUGCACUCAGCUCCACCUCUCCCUCUUCAGGUCUGAGUGAAGUCAAGCCCUCCCCUAUCUCCUCCCCGUCCCGGCUGCUCAAGUUCCUGAAGAUCCCUCCGGGGAUCAACCAGGCACAACCAGGCAACCCCCUCCGUUUAAGUCCCCAGCUCACCCGCAGCUCCAAGAUCCCCUGCAGGAACAACAACAACUAUGAGGUGUACCACUCUCCCGUCCUGACCCGCAAAGCCACCACCACAGAGAGGGAGAAGCAGCCAUCCUCAUCCUCCUCCAAAACAGACUCCUACCCUGCCACACAUUCCGCCCCCACCUCCCCACCCAAAUCAGAGGACAUUGUGGACACCCCUCCCAUGGCCAAGGAGAUUGUUUUCAGCAGCCACUUUGCGCCCAAACCCAGCGACAGCACAAAGGCACCCCCCUCCUCUCAUGCACAAAGGGGCUCUCAGAAGGUACCCCAAUAUGAGAAUGUCUGCCCCUCAGAUGGGACGCCUCAGUUCCUGGAGGGUCUUAAGAAGUCCCAGUACCCCCAACACGAGGGUCCUGUAGAGAAGCAUUGUCAGCAAGAUGAGAGCCUCCUCAGCCCCCCGUCUUCACAGCACCCUGACUCGUCCCCAGGGACGGCUGACCAGGACUUCUCUGACCAGGACACUGACUCAGAAAGCCCCAUCUGGCACAAGCCAAAUCAACACUUCAGCCUCCCCUCCUCGUCCUCCUCCGCCGCCAGUAAAGCACAAAGUAGUCACCCCAGGUACUCCAGCAUGAGGGACAGGCACCAGGAGCACCGUGCAGCUCCAGAGCCCAGCCAACAGAACUGUGAACCUGCCCAGCCAACUCAGUCUUCAGCCAGGCGAGGUGACCCCAAGAGACUGGUGCAGGGCAAGACUUCCCAGAGUGAGUCCAGUCACUACCCCUUCAAAGAGCGCCUGGCUGCUUUGGGGAAACUGAAGAGCACAGAAGAUCUGCCAGUAGGUGCACAGUCUGUGGACCAGAAGGAUGUACAAAGUAACCUAGGCAAACCCCCCACCAAUGUUGAGAAAAGCAAGACCGCUGAAAGGCAAGGUGAGCGAACUGGAGCAGAGCAGCACAGAAAUCAGAAUUCCACUGAUUCCCUGGAUGGGAAGCCCUACCCCAAAACCAGCCUCGGCAGUCACACUAGGGGGAUAGGUCCAAUACAUGAAUCGGGCACCAAAUCCUCAGCCACCCCAUCAAUGAUACCCAAGGGAGAGCAAGAGACACCGUUUUCUCCCAGGAUAUAUGUAGCAAAAGCAGAGGGUCCAAAGAUCAAGAUGGGCACAUCAUCCUCCAACGCAGAGAAUCCUCCAGUGGUGCGGAGCUAUGGGAAAUGCCCCAUCACCCAGAGCCACCACAGUAAAACUGCCCCCAGCCCACAAAACAGCCCCACUAAAGUCCCGUCAAAGUCCCCUUCAAAGGUAGGUCAAGCUUCCUCUUAUCCCAGAGGGGUCAAACCCAUUCCUGAGGACCGUGCCCUGGCUCAGAGAAACCCACUUCGGCCAGAGGACAAAACCAAGCUCCCGGCCGGCAAGAAGAAGACCUUUGGCCAUGCAGAGAGCUUCCCGCCUCCCCCUCUGCCACCACGGCCGUCUACUGAAGCCAUCGCAAAAGAGGACAAAAAGCCGUACUCGUCUGGCCCACCCGUGCUCCAGUCUGCCAUUGAGCAGAAGGUAAUGCGUGGCAUUGAGGAAAACAUGCUGAAGCUGCAGGAGCAGGACCAGGGCCAGGUGUCCGAGCCAAAGCAGAAGGCCUCCAAUGGCAUCGCCAACUGGUUCGGCCUGAGGAAGAGCAAGCUCCCCGCCCUCAACCGCAAACCGGAAGUGUCCAAGUUCAAGAUCAACAUGUCCUCAUCUCUUUCGUCAUCGUCUGCCUCUGGCGGAGGGGCUAAGGACCCUAAGACAGGUGGUCCCCAGAAGGUGGUGGAGAGCCUGAACAUCUCCAAGCUGAUGGAGAAGGCAGAGGACCUGCGGAAGGCGCUGGAAGAGGAGCGGGCAUAUGUGAACAGGGUCGAGAUGGACCGCUCUGGCAGAGGCCACUCAUGUGAGGUGGUGAUGGACCAGGCCCAAGGCCAACUGUCACUCAUGUGCAGAGGAUUGACCGCAGAGAACUUCAUGCAGCAGCUCCUCAACAGUCCCUCGACGUCUUGUUCUGGAAACAGGGUGGACGAGAGGGGAGCUAUACCUACCACCUUUGGAAUGACACACAGACGCCUCUCCUUUGACUCUAAGAGGUCGCGGCCCAACUUCAGUCACCAGAGGAACGGGAUCAGCCACACCAAGAGCAGGGACGAGAUAGCCCAGGGUUCGGUUAUGAUCGGCAAGGAUGAGGUCACAUCAGAAGACAGCUUGGCAGAGUCCAUUAGUUCUCAGCAUUUUACAGGUUCUGGGGCCUCCAUGCGCACCCUCGACAGUGGCAUUGGCACGUUCCCCAUGCCAGACUACGCCAGUAGCAUGGCAGGGAAGAGCAUCCCUAAGGGGAAGCCACAGGGAGAGCAAGGUUUUUCUUGCUCCCAGGGUAUGCAUGGGGCCAUGAUGAAGGUUCCGCGUAAGGCCCAUACACUGGAGAGAGAGCUGUCAUCUCUGGAUGAAGUCAACCCGUUUGUCCUGUAUGGCUCAGGGCUGGAGGGAAAAGGUACCAACAUGCACCUGUCCAGUACAAUCCACGAGGAUAUAGAUGCCUAUGGAGCUCAUAUGCAAAAUCCCCUCACCAAGAACUGGACCUUUCCCAAUCUGAAAGGCUCUGCGAGAGCCACUGAUGUUUACCUGGAUGUGCAGGGAGACCUGGGGACCCCAUCCAGAAGGAGUUUGAAACAGUGUUCCCCCCAGCGCCCCCUGGCCACUGACCAAGGCAGCCUCCCCCUUCCACUCCAGACAGGGCUCAGCCAGCGGGGUAUGGGGCGGACGCCCAGCGCCUCGGAGGUGGGGAAGGACGGAGGGCUGGACCUGGUGAAGGAGAGACCAGAGGACCUCCUGUCCCUGAGAGAGACGCCUGAAUCCCUCAGUGACUCCCUCUACGACAGCCUGUCCUCCUGUGGCAGCCAGGGCUAGGACCCAGGGACAGAUGGGGGAACAGAGGGAGAGAUGGACCAACCGACACCCUUUAAACCACGGCUAAUGAUGCACAUCCAUCCCUCCUUGUAAUGGUGGCCCAGCCCAUAAGGCAGACCAAGUUGAAGUACCUCCUUCCCUCUUCCACACACACAGCUCUCUCUGCUGACCCUGUCUACUUUGCUGAGAUUUGGUUAGUACUGAUGGAAAAAUCACCCUCAGGUUGACUGAUGUUCACACACACAUCAUUUGUGGAACUAGACUGAGAAUUGGGCGCUAUUGUUCUCCAAGCAACAAGCAUCUGAUGACAGACCAGCUCAACUCAAAUGUGUACACACACCGACGAGAUGCAUGGGAAAAUAACACGUUCAAGACAGCCACACGAUCACCAUGGUCUGGAUAAUCUGAAGAAUUGUUGUUAAAUAAUUUAACCAGGCUCCUGAGGUCGGCCCCAAGAAGUGGCUGGUAUCAGGGGUUUUUCAAGUCUGUCCUGGAUGUGGACAUGUUUCAGUCUAGGAAAAUUGGGCAGACAUUAAUGCCAGAAAACAACCACAUUUUACUGCCCAAUAAAUAUGUCGCAGUGUGGGGAUCGACUACAAUAAACUUCCCUGUUUUCAGUUGUGUUUUUUUUUGUUUUUUUGUUACAUGUUAUGUAUCAUGUAAUUUUAAGUUAAAUAAAAAAGUGUGGGUAUGAAUGGAAGGAUGUGUAUGUGAGUGAGACUUAAUGCAGGGUCUCCACACUAGCUAUGACUAUGUCAAGCUAGAGCUUCUGACCGGGGGAAAGAAGUUCACACUUUCUCUGAAGCUGCCAUAUAGUGUACUGUUUCACAACCUACUGUAACACAUAGUGGCAGAUCAUGACAACAGCCAUUAUAUUACACUUAUGACCAGACAUUACCUAGUAGUGUAUGUGUUAUGGACAAUGAAAUGCGAAGGAUCUCAACCAAGAGUCAAAUGUUUUACAUGUGUUUGAUCCAUUGUCAGACUGUUUUACGUAGUGAAACAUUUGUCAGGAAUAAUGCCAUUAUAACAGCAUUAUAUAGGCAGCCUGUGAAUGCGCCAUUAACAAUGAAGUUCUAAACUGAGCUGCUAUUUAAUACUCAAAAUAGUUUGACAAGCUAAAAGAGUAAAUAAGUAACACGAUCCAUCCACCUUUUAUAUACUAUAAACUGAGUUGGCAUACAUGAGCCAGGAUUCAAUUUAAGACGAGUUAAAAAACAGCGUACUUUAACAGACUUUUUAACGGUAAUUUGUGCUUAACCUGACAUGCACAGUGUUUCCAAUCGGCUUUUUAGUCCACUGCUCUAUAACGCACCCUGCCAAAAAUCGCGUUUGGCACAGGUUCCAUAUUUAUCCUGCCAGAAACGAUUGAACCGAUAACUCUACUUUGUCUAAAAUGCUCCACUAAAGCAAAAAGAUGGAUGUAGGCCUUCCUUGUGAAGAAGUAACGAUCCAGCCCCAAUGAACAGAGUAGUUGCUUACUUCUGCAAUAUGGGCCAAUGUUUGGCUUUAACAGGCACAGACAGAUACGCAUUCAAUCCAUUUACUGUUGUACAAUUAAGAAAGACAAAAUGUCUGUGCUAUAGGAAUGUUAGACAUGGAUCAUUGUACGAUCACCAUUGCUGUACUGCAGAUGCUACACCAUGAUGUACACACAAGUGUUUUGGCAGGCUUACAGAUAUGUUGCAGGAGGAAGAGUAUGGUUUCUAAACACAUUUAGCAUUCGUAAGAAUCAGAGGUUAUCCUAAUGGAGAAGUGCUGUAUUUAAAUGUAUUUCCUAAAGUGCACUACUCUGGUUAAAAGUAGAGCGCUAUAUAGGAAAUGUGGUUCCAUUUGGAAUGCACCCCUUGUUUAAACAGCCACUUCAGAACAGCACCAAGAGACACUAAGAAGGACAUGGACUCCUCCCUCCCUCCCAGCCCAUGUACUUGAUUAUGUCCUCAUAAGUAGUUCCAUCCGCUUCAUAACUCCCCAUAAACUUCUUCAGGGAUAAGACAUCCUUGUGCUUCCAAACUCUGCUUUCAGAAGCAUGUGAUCUUUCCAAACUGACAUGGAUUUGACUUUUCUCGAGUUCACAUUUUUUCAUAAUCCCACUUUGAACAUUGCUUGUCCUUCAGCCCCCCCCUUGGAGUUAACAUAACUACUGUGUUAUACCAUGGAAAUGGAGAUCUGACUGUUACUGUAUAUACACUUCUCUGUGAGAACAGAUAGAUUUGAGUUGAGGUUGUCUUCCAGGAUAUGUGCUGCCGGUCCACCCUUUCAACCCCAUCUGAAUCAUGGCUAAAGGAAAACAAGUGUGUGACAUGAAGCCCAUUCUCUUUUACAAUCAUCUCAUAAUGCAAAUGUUUCCAUGGGACAUAUUUAACACAAUCAUUUUGUCUUGGAUCACUGUGUUCUAUGUUGCGACCAAACCAUAUACAACUAAAUAAUAACUAACCAACUACAGUACUUCAUAUGGUAGCAUUUUUCAUUCCACCAGAUUCCAUUGGAAGUAACUGGGAGAUCCAUAGGUAGCUACAUGUUAACACCAUGGUAACACACGUCAUCUAUCUGCAGGGAAGACUUUAUGGACCCCCUCUCUGUCAUUCAAACAUGGGUCUUAGCAACACCAUACACCUUAACUAUGGCAAUGCUGACCAGGAUGGAGUUGCAUAGAGGUGAAAUCUUUACUUAAAUUGAGUCCAUAAAGCAAACAUAUUAUCUCACUUCAUUCAAAGAGGUUGUUGCAGCUCUAUCUAUUUGUUGUAUUUAUUUAUUUAUUUUUGAGAGCAAAUCAUAAUCGAUGAACUUUUUGUUAUUGUUGAUGUCGUUGACAUUGUUGUUAUAGACGUUUUUAUUCUGAUAACGAUUUAUUUUUGUACUAUAGUCUUAUUUAAUUAAAGUAAUUUUUUUCCAUGAGA
Messenger RNA from Oncorhynchus kisutch (coho salmon), 8207 nucleotides. RefSeq names its product nck-associated protein 5-like. Lineage: Eukaryota; Metazoa; Chordata; Actinopteri; Salmoniformes; Salmonidae. The record is from RefSeq and is a predicted model, not a curated record. Gene Ontology annotation, biological process: microtubule bundle formation; microtubule depolymerization. Bases 508 to 5307 code for a protein of 1599 amino acids. The transcript has 16 exons. Gene Ontology annotation, cellular component: microtubule plus-end.